This is a messenger RNA of Ceratitis capitata (Mediterranean fruit fly), 5399 nucleotides long. RefSeq names its product focal adhesion kinase 1 (gene Fak). Lineage: Eukaryota; Metazoa; Arthropoda; Insecta; Diptera; Tephritidae. Gene Ontology annotation, cellular component: cytoskeleton; focal adhesion. Gene Ontology annotation, molecular function: protein tyrosine kinase activity; ATP binding. Gene Ontology annotation, biological process: signal complex assembly; protein phosphorylation. The record is from RefSeq and is a predicted model, not a curated record. The coding region runs from base 288 to 5249 and encodes 1653 amino acids. The transcript has 17 exons.
UCUAAUCAAUCUGUUUGGUAACAAAUGUCUUGAGCUAAUGAAUUAAAGUUAUAAAAUUACUUAUCGGAAGAUUUACUAUAAUUUAAUUUAGGACAGCAUAACGCUGAAGUGACAAUAAAUCAUUAACACUUGAUAUAAUGCGGUUUUCUUGCCUGCAAAUUCGUUAAAGUGCAGGUGAAAUCGUUGAGGAAAUGCGACAUUCGCUAUAGUAUAUAAUGGCCAAAUAUACUUUAACAUUGACUUAGAACUACAACCAAGGAGAGCAAGUAAUUCAUAAAUAUAUACUAAUGUCGAAAUCACAAGCGACUAUCAGUUUCGCGACUCAAAUCGCGCCAACGUCACAAAAUGAAGGACAUUCGGAUGAAUGGGUAUUGCAUUUACACAUGCCUAACAAAGGUAUGCGACCCAUCAAUGUCAAUGGGGAAAAUGACACUGUGCUACACGUAAUUGAACGUGCCGUGCGUAGUUUAGUACCAGGGCAUAUGCCGAAUCCGCACUUCUACGCACUGCGCUUGAAUAAUGUUGUAACAAAGGAAAUAUUAUGGAUGACACGUUCAACAGGCAUGAACCAAGUUAUGAAGUAUAUAUGGUAUCCAAUUUGCCCGAAUCUUGAGUGUUCAAAUUAUGAUAAUACAAAAGUCAAUAGUAGUAAUAGAAACUCGGUAAAUAGCGUUUGGCGUGCUGAGCUGCGGAUACGAUACAUUCCAAAUAGUUUGGCGGAGUUUUAUGAAGAAGACAAAACAAGCUGUUUAUAUUAUUUUGACCAAGCGAAACAAGAUUAUGUUUUGUCCGAUCCCACUAUCGAUGUCGACACGGCGAUACAAUUAGGUUGUUUAGGCAUACGACAUUAUUUCAAACAUACAAAUAUCAAAGCUCCCGAUAAAAAACACCAUAUUGAUUAUAUUGAAAAGGAAGUGGGUUUGAAUUCUUUUCUUCCGAAAUCUGUGAUAAGUUCAGUAAAGCCAAAGAAUUUAAAAAAGUUAAUACAAGCUGGAUAUAAGAAGGUGUAUAAUUCCACGGACAUUGAAUACAUAACCAAGUUUUUUGAACUACUGCAAGGUUGUAAAAUUGCUGGAAAUGAAAAAUUUUCAGUAACAUUAAGCUCAGCAUGGAAUAUAUCUGGAAUCUUGUAUAUCGGUCCACAAAUCGGCAUUUCUUAUCAAACUCACCCACAAGCAGACCUGACAAGCGUCUCCACAUUCAAAGACAUUAUAAAAAUCGUAACACUUACUAUACCCAGGGAUAACGUAGGUAAUCAAACCAAAAAGCCGCUAGCAAACUCGGCUGCUGCAGAUGAAAAAUAUAAUCCCUGUAAAUGUUGGGAAGUAAAAACUCAACUUCGUAUAACAACAAGAAGCAAUGAUGAAGACUUAGUUAUAACUUGUGAUGGCAUAAAUACUGCUGAAAGCAUCGCUGAUCUUAUAGAUGGCUACUGUUGCUUAAUUCAUGGUAGCGGUUAUGUUUCUAAAUGGGAACGCAAUGACGGAAAUACAUUAAAUAGUGUAAAUAACGGUUUAAAUGUCACCUCUGCAACAGCAAAAGAGGCGCAGAACAACGGCUUAGGUAAAACUAAAAAUAAUACUGAUGAUGAAACAGAUGGCGGUGGCGGUGGAACAACAUUUAGUGGCAGUGCUAAACCAAAGCCUACCCUCACCGAAGAUUACGCUGAAAUCGGUUUAAUCGAUGAUGAGGGUGACUACUCAACGCCAACAGCUCGAAAUUACGAAUUAGAAAGAUCUCAAAUAAGUCUCAAUGAAAAAAUUGGUGUUGGACAAUUCGGUGAUGUUCAUAUAGGCACUUAUUUUCCGAAGGCUAAGAAAAAUACUAAAUCCAUUAUAAUGGGUAAUAUGGAAAUGAAAUCUUCGGUAAUUCAAGUGGCAGUUAAAACGUGCAAAGCUAGCAAUGAUCCACAAAAAAUGGAACAGUUUUUGGAAGAAGCAUAUAUUAUGCAAAAAUUCGAUCAUCCUCAUAUAAUUCGGCUAAUUGGCAUUUGCAGCGAAUCUCCGAUUUGGAUUGUCAUGGAAUUGGCACGUCAUGGUGAACUCAGGGCAUAUUUGAAAGCCAACAGCAAAAAGCUUAAACGUGGAACUCUACUCCUGUAUUGCUAUCAGUUAUCAACAGCCUUGAGUUAUUUGGAAUCUAAAAAGUUUGUACAUCGAGAUAUUGCGGCACGAAAUGUGUUAGUCAGUUCACCAACUUGUAUAAAGCUUGCUGAUUUCGGUCUCUCACGUUGGGUAUCGGAUCAAUCUUAUUACCAUUCGAGCAUGUGCAUUUUGCCAAUUAAAUGGAUGGCACCGGAAUCGAUCAACUUUCGCAGAUUCACCAAUGCCAGCGAUGUGUGGAUGUUUGGCGUUUGUGCUUGGGAAAUACUUAUGUUGGGCGUAAAGCCGUUUCAGGGCAUCAAAAAUAGUGAUAUAAUUACGAAAUUAGAAAAUGGUGAGCGUUUGCCUCUACCAAAGGACUGCCCGCCACGGCUUUAUUCACUGAUGUCACAGUGUUGGGCACAUGAGCCAUCUAAACGACCCACAUUCCAGAGAAUCAAAGAAACACUUUAUGAAAUUUUAGUGGAGGAAAAAAUUAGCGAUUCGGAAACAAUGAGACGCGAGAAUAGGCGAGUAGCGGCUAUGUCCUGGAGUGGCUGUGAAGGCGAUGUGCCACCAGUUAAACCAACUAGAAUACCCUUCGAUGGAGAUUCUGCGCUGCAAUCAUCCAUAGUGAGUGAAAAGAAUCCAUUAAGCCCACAAACUUACAUAAUUGCCCAAAAUCCAGAAGUUUUGGCGCGUUUAAUGAUGGAAAAUGAGAAUCGCAGCAUUAAUCCAGCAGCUUAUACUACACCAGCAUCGGUAUUUAAUACAUUAGCUGUAGAAAUUGAUGAAACCAAAACCUCUAACAUACCAAAUAGUGCAGAUAUACCAAUGAAAAUGACUAAAUUGCCAGCAUCGGAAUUGUUAAAAUUGGAUCCUAUAGCUAAUGAGCAAAAUGUUGCAUCGCUUAAUCGUUUAGGUGGUGGUGGUGGUGUUGCCGGUGUACAAAUACAGGCCGCAUUGAAUGCUAACCCUAUAUUAAAUGCUAAAGAAACAUCGCAAAUAUUAACCCAACCCAUACAUUGUAGUUGUUUAGAUAAGUCUAAUCAUUCCGCAAACUGUAUUUUCGUUAAUGCUUUUGAUCCCAACAAUGCGGCAUGCCUGCCAAAUUCAUGCAGUGCAACUCCCACCAAUUUUCGUUCAAUGCCUGCUACCAAUGUGGCCUGCCAAAAGCCGCAAAUGUCAAGUAAUUUUGUUUUAUAUAAUCCACAAGCAAACAUUUAUGAUUUUCAACGUAUGCCAAUGGAGUCAAAAAUUACUAAAUCUGAAUUGUUACGUCGUUGUAAUCCCCAUUCUUAUGGCAGUUUAGAGCGUAAUCAAGAUACAUACAUAAUUAGUAGCACAACCAGACCAAUGCAAUCGAAGGGCGGUAGUCUCGAGCGCAAUCAAUCCAUUUCAAUUUCCAAUAAUUUCAUGCGCGAUUGGGUACACCGCAGUAGUAGUUUAGAGCGUACAAGCCCAAUAGAUGCUUACCCAGGUACGCAAGCACCCAAAACAAAUUUAUCAAAUAGUUUAGAGCGUAAUAUUUCAUAUCGUACAUAUCGUAAUCAAAUGAAAAGCUCAAUGGAGGCCGAACCAUUACAAGAGGAAAUUUAUGAUUUCGGUGGUUGCAAUGUGAAAUCUUGUGCCACCACAAAUUCCCUAAAUCGCAAUCGUACAAUCGAUAUGAUACCACGUAUGCAACACACACAACGCGAUUUAAUUGGUAAUUGCAAAAAUCAAACUAUUGCCGAGCAAUUUGACACGAAAAUUUCACCUAAUUCAACAUACACACCAAUGGCACCGGGAAUUAAGUCCUUCGCAACUACCAGCUACGCUGGCAUUGCGAAGGACUUUAAUAAUACGCUAUCCAUGCAACCAUGUGCUUAUCCAAUCAAUGAAAAGUGUGAAUUGAAAGCCCCAAUAUUCACUGAUAAUAUUCAUUUAGUGCAGCAAACAGCACAGACAGCAGCAGGUACAAGCCAGGAUGGCGUCCACAUUGCUGAGUGUCAACUUGGUGCACAGAAGAAACGCUUAAGCCUUGCAACUUCGAAUUCGGACAUAAAUGCCAUGGGCUAUUUCAAUACCAACCAUGGACCAUCAAGCUUACCCGAGUGUUCACCAAGCAUUAGUAAUUCAUUAGGAGCUUCUCGGCCGCACACCCCCGACUCCAAACAUGAUACCCUGAAGAAUAGUGCAUCCUCUAUCGAUAAUUCAACAUUUAAUAAUUUCAAUGAUACACCAAGUGAUUCAAGAGCAAAUAUGGAUUUAGCCGCAGGAACAGCAGCAACAACAGCUGGAGUGGCUAAACAAAGCACAUGUGUUGUUGGCAACAAACCGAUAACGACAAUUGAUCGUAGUAACGAUGAAGUGUACAGUGCCACGAAAAAUGUGGUUAAGGCGAUAAUGACACUUUCGCAGGAUGUUGAAAAAUCAAAUGCCAAUAAUUAUUUGGAUUUAGUUAGAAAUGUUGGCAUCGAAUUGCGUACUUUGCUGGCAUCCGUUGAUCGCCUGUCAAGGGUUUUUCCCACGCAAGCGCACAGGGAGGUUGAAAUGGCGCAUAAAGUGUUGUCCAAAGAUAUGCAGGAUUUGGUGGCCACAAUGCGUCUGGCGCAACAAUAUAGUGAUACAACCCUCGAUAGUGAAUAUAGGCGAAAUAUGUUGUCCUCUGCCCAUGUCUUAGCUAUGGAUGCGAAAAAUUUAUUCGACGUUGUGGACUCUAUACGCAGACGCCAUGGCAUUUUCGCGCCACCAUCCGCACCUGCACCAAUGCAACCGUUAACUUCGUCAAACAGCGAAGCGUCGGCCUUUAUAACGAAACCAAAUAGCGGAUAUACUUCCGCACCGUCGAACGAUGAGGCAGGUGUAACGUUAACCGAAGAUGGUUAUCAAGUAAUGACCAAUAGUAAAUAUCAAAAUUAUAAUAAUUUAGCAAACGAAAAAGACAAAACUCUUGAUGACGAACAAAUGACACAGCAACAGCUGCCAAAUAUUGGGCAUUUGCAUUUAACAACUACCCAACAAUUGGGUAACGACAGCGCUGUUAGAAGGUCAAACCUCGCAUUUGAGCAUAUGAUGCAUCAUAAUACGAAUGAACAAUUACAAAUUAUAGAACAUACAGAUAAUUCAGAAUUCGAUCACUUAUAUUCGAAUACUAAUAUUGCUUCACAAAAACGGUGCAACUAAUUUAUUGUAUAACGUACAGUUAUGCCUAUGUACAUACAUACAUGCAGAUGUGUAUGUAUGUACAUAUGUUUAAACGCUAGCCGAAAUAAAAAUAUUUAUAGUCAAACAACAAUGUAAUAAGAAUAAAACGCAAGUACUUUACAUACUCGA